CAGACGGUCACGAAGCAGCUGAGGAGAAAGCAGCCAGACGGACCCAUCAUGUCCGACAAACCAGAUUUUGGAGAAAUUGAAACGUUUGACAAGACCAAACUGAAGAAGACGGAAACGAGAGAAAAAAAUCCUUUGCCCACUAAAGAAACUAUCGAACAGGAAAAGCAAAGUGAAAGUACUUCCUGAGCAUAAAAUUGAAGAUGUGAUGGCUGCUUCUUCAGUGGGGUUUUGGCUUCCAAGUUGGGGUUUCUUCCUUCCCCUUUUCUUUACUCUGUAUUUGUUGUUAAUUUAAUUUAACAAGCACUUAUUCAUUUUGUGUUCUCUGGGAAAGUUUGUUUUGCAUUGCUUCAACAAGGAAUUUUGUAUUUGUGUUUGUAUUCUUAAAAUUGUAAUUCAAAGUUCU
Molecule: messenger RNA, 403 nt
Organism: Struthio camelus australis
Lineage: Eukaryota; Metazoa; Chordata; Aves; Struthioniformes; Struthionidae
Source: RefSeq, a predicted model, not a curated record